Messenger RNA from Prorocentrum cordatum, 4224 nucleotides. The record is from the annotation of a GenBank genome assembly. NCBI's taxonomy places the organism in Eukaryota, Dinophyceae, Prorocentrales, Prorocentraceae.
GCCCAAGGCCCGGCGACAACCCCAGUUUUGCGAUUCAUGCUAUUCGCUUUCAAGCUUUCCAACCUCCUGUGCGCAAGCAUCUUUUCAGAUUUGCAUUUUGGGAUGGCGCGCCUUGUCGCGCCGGCACCGGAGGUCGUUGCGGAGAAGGGCCUCGACCGCUCCCUUGGCGCCCUAUUGACAUGGGCUGGUGUGGAGGAGGAGGAGUCCGUUGCCAACCUCGCGCGGGCCUUUGGCUUCCCAGCGGAAGCGGUUGUCCUCGCGAACAUCCACCCCCGCAUCUUCGCGGCGGCGUCGGAGGCGAUGGUCACGACCAUCUUGGACGGCAUGGAGGGCAGCUUCUUUACCAAGGCCGCCAUCAAGGUCGCCCACGACACGGCGAUCACGUCGUGCACCGUGCAGCGGGAGCCACCGCAGCCACCAGCGACUCUUGCUGCGGUGCUGGCGAUCAAGACGUCGCACGUUGCCGACUCGAUCGACGAGACGGAGGUGCCGAGUCCGGACCCGUCGGACAUCGAGCAGUGGUUCCGCAAUUGCGAGAGCAUCAAACGGGGCCCCCCGCUCCAGGACAAGGAGCCGACCCCGGACCAGAUCGCGGUUAUGCAUGCCCGCGUCGUCGUCCUCAAGAUGGAGCACUACGCGGACUUUUCGGUGCUCACGCCGAACGGUCGGCAGAUGGCGAAACGCCUCCGUCACCGGAGCUGGGUCCUGCAGGAGGACGGCACGUACCAGCCGUUCGACGCACCGGGCCAGGGCUCCCUUACGGCAUGGGAGUCUUGCUACGCAGUUUGGGAGGUCAUCAUGUUCAUGUUGCGCUUCCCUCCGGCCGCGCCGGGCGGCGACCCCCAGGAGGUCCUCACGCCGAUCGCUUCCGAAACCUACUUGGAGGCCUUCCGCGAGCUCUGCAAGGAACACCCAGAGUGCUGGCACCUCUGCCAGCUCGCGGUGGACCGCUGCCGCGCGGAGCAUCUGCCGCGAGUUGCGCGCCAAAUGCGCGAGAGGCUGGGCCGCCAGGUCACGUGGUCGGAGGCCCUCAUCGCUUGCGCCCGCGACGACGGGUACUGGGACCGACACGUUCGACGACCUGCGAUCGGCUACCUCGCGAGGGGCUUGAAACGCAAGGCCGACGAGGUGGAGGACGGCGCGGGCCAGGCCGGGGUAGCGUCGCAGCAGUCGCGCGGCAAGAGGCGCAAGGUCUCCUUCUACGCGGACUGCGGGUCCUUCGCCGCGGCAGAGAUCAAGCGCAUCGCGGACAAGGGCUUCGUCGAGCUCUUCACCUCGUUGGAGGACGUCGUCGCGCGCUGGUCGAAGGCCGUCGCCAGCAAGGUGGCGCUCCUCACGAAGGUCAGGGACGACGGCACCACGAAGGUCAGGCUCAUCAUCGAUCUCCGACGCUCGGGGGGGAACGGCUUCGUCGACCUCCCAGAGCGCGUGGUUUUGCCGCGUCUGUCGGACCUCGUCGACGGCAUCGUCGACCUCAUGGCCGUGGACGACCAGACCGCGGACGUGGGCUACGAGGUCUGCGUUAUGGUCUUCGAGGAUGCGUUCCACAUGCUAGCGAUCCGCGAGGAGGACCGUGGCGCCAUGGCCGUCCGCACCUUGGAGGGCUGGGCCGUCUUCAGGCGCCUCUGCUGCGGCAUAGCUGCGGCCCCUCUUGUCUGGUGCCGGGUUGGCGCAGCCGCGGCCCGCCUUGGUUUCCGCCCAGAGGAGCUCCGAAUCCAGGUGUUCGUCGACGACCCGGCCAUUGCCACGAGGGGGGCUCCAGCGACCCGGGCUUGGCUCACGGGCGCGCUGUUGCUGCUGUGGAACGUCUUGGGGCUCAAAUUUAAGUGGCUGAAGGCCCGCAGAGGGCAGGCGGUGCCGUGGAUCGGCGCCCAGGUCUCCCUCGAGCAGCGCGCGAGGCGCUGGGGCGUCCUCGACACCCUGGCCCUGCAGAAGGUUGCAGAGAUGCGCAGCAGCGCCGAGAGGCUGCGCGAGGCCACGGGCAUGGUCAACAUCAAGGCCGUCCAGCAGCUCGCCGGACAGCUGUCCUGGGCCAGCGGCUUGAUCCGAUCGUUCAACUCUGCUCUAUGGGGUGUGAUCGCCGCGCAUGUCGCAGAGCAUGCGGCUGCGAAGUUCUCCGCGAAGAAACGGCCCACGCAGCUUUUCUUCAUCGUGCGCGUGAGGCAGGCCAUCGAGUGGGUCAGGCUGCUGCUCGCUGGCAUCGUCGGCACGCCGCAGGGCAACCUCGCCGUGCAGAGAUUGGCGGACGUUGCGUCCAGGAGCGCAGCGAUGCGCAUGCGCGUGCGCACGGACGCUUCUCCUUUCGGUUUCGGCGGGAUUUUGUUCUGCCGAGACUGGCCGGCUGCUUGGAUUUCUGGGGAGUGGAGCGCAGAAGAUUUAGCCUUGUUCAGCGCCGCGCGCGGGGGCCCCGCGUGGCAGGCCGAGUGGGAGCUGUGCGCGGCGCUCCCGGCCGUGGACACGUGGUUGCCCCGUCUGCGCGGCCAGACCUUGUGUCUGUUCCAGCUGGGCGCCACGGCGGCGCUGCGCGCCCUUUUGAGGGCCGCGGGGGGGGCCCCUGCGAUGAACGCCGUGGCGGCGGAGAUCGCGCUGAGGCUGGAGUGCGCGGGCGUGCAGGUUGUCCCCGAGCACCUCGCUGGCAUGUUCGAUUUCGAGUGCGACGCGCUCAGCCGAAUCGGAGAAGGCGCCGAAAUGCCAGGCAGCUUGCUCCGCCCCGCCCAGUGCAUGUGGGCCGGGCGCCUGCGGCGUGAUGGGGGCGCCGCAUUUGUCGCGCUCGGCCCGGCCCUCAGAGCCGCCGCGCUCAAGGGCAAGGGCAAGGGCAAGCAGCACGGCGGGGAGAACGGGGCGCGCGCGCCCGAGCUGAGCGAAGCCCCCCUCAGGGGAGAGGCGGAGGUGGCCACCAGGGGGGUCAUCUUCGUCUUCGCCGGGGUCUGGGGCGACUGCCGCAAUUGGAGGCGCGGCCGGGUGCUCUCCGGCAGCAGCGUGGACGGGGCCUGCGCCCGGCACGCCCGCUGGGCGGAAGUCCGCGAAGCAGCGCGCGGAUCUGCCGGACUCGCGGCCAGUCAAACGGGCAUGCAGAUCCGCAGUCACCCGGGCGGUGGCUUCCGACGAGAUCGAGAGGCCGUCGUCGCCGGGCUCGUCGAGGACAUAGGCGCUUCAAGCAGCCGAGCGUCCACCGGCUCUUUAUGGGCUACAUGGGCGGAGUUCCACCAGGCCAUGUUUGGCCUGGACUUGGACCCUCUGCCACUCACUGUAGAUCAGGUGUUCGCCGUGUCCGCCUGCUUCAUGGAGGGGGGCUACGAGGGCUUCAAGGGCUACUUGUCCAGGGCCCGCGAGAUGCACGUCCUCGCAAGGCGCGCCUGGUGUGCCCAACUCGACCUCGCCUUCCGGAAGUCCGCCUUGUCCGCCCUGCGCGGUGCCGGCGUUGCUCGGCAAUCCGCGCCCUUUGAUCUUAUCCUGGCCUUGGAUGUGGUUGGGCGUGGUGAGCAGCAGCCGGGGCCAGGUGCCCCCGUGGGUUGGGCCAACUUCCUCGUUAUCGCCACUUACUUUGUCAUGCGUGAGAUCGAGGUUGCCGCGCCCCGUGCUGCCCGCGUCACAUGGAACGAGGAGGGGCGCAGUAUAUCCAUGCGUCUGCCGGUGUCCACAGUUGAUCCCCGAGCCGUAGGGUGCGCCAGGACGUGGGCUUGCCUCUGCAGGGAGGGGCGUCGGCGACCUGACUGCCCCUACCACGCCGCUGUGCGCCAGAUCGACCUCCUCAAGGGCACGUUCGGGGCGCCCUGGCCGCCAGAUUGCCCGCUCUUCCCGACCUCCUGUGGUGACGCAUGCCUCGAGGUUGGUAUCGUGGAUUCGCUCGAGCGGACCCUCGUCGCAGCGAACAUCGGCGUCGCUUCUGACGCCGGCGCCGAGCUGUGCGGCGGACACUCUUUCAGAGUCACUGGCGCUCAGAGGUUGUCUUCGCUCGGCGUCGAGAUUUCGAAGAUCAUGGUGCUUGCGAGGUGGCCGAGCGACGCAGUGUCACGCUACGUUGGCGAGGCGCCCCUCGACCGCCUCCCCGCAGAGGUCGCCGCUCUGGAGGCGCGGCGCGACCAUCUCAAGAUCGCCGGGCGCAUGCGCGAGGAGCUCCGGGGCCUUUCCGCGCGACUGGAGUCGCACGCCGCGGCCGCUGACGGCAGAGAGCAAGCGCUUCGGCGCGAGCUCGCCUCGUCCCUCGACCAUCUUCAGGAGUAG